Messenger RNA from Postia placenta MAD-698-R-SB12, 564 nucleotides. RefSeq lists its product as hypothetical. Bases 1 to 564 code for a protein of 187 amino acids. The record is from RefSeq and is a predicted model, not a curated record. The transcript is spliced from 6 exons. Lineage: Eukaryota; Fungi; Basidiomycota; Agaricomycetes; Polyporales; Adustoporiaceae. Gene Ontology annotation, molecular function: acylphosphatase activity.
AUGAGCUACAGAUCCUUCCACUUCCUAGUGAGCGGGCGAGUACAAGGGGUCUACUUCCGAGCAUUCUCCAAAGGCAUUGCGCAUGAUACUGGAGUGGUUGGAUGGAUUCGAAACGACGAGAGAGGUAAUGUUGAGGGUGUGGCUCAGGGAUCGGAGUCGGCAUUAGACAGAUUCAAAAAGGCACUCUGGACGGGUCCACCGCAUGCAAAGGUCGCAAACGUGGAGAUCUCGAACGAGGGUAUACUGGAUGGUCUGGAGUACGAUGUCUUCGAGGUCCGCGAUAUCCUCCACCGCGCACUCGUCUAUUCUCUCGCCGGGCUGAGCGUCUGGGGGAUCGUCAUGAUGGGCGUAGUGCACCGGGAUACUCUGCAGAGGGGAAAAGGCAAUGUCGGCGAUCUAUUAACAGUUCAUGCUACCAAUAGGCUCUGGCAGCGCAAGAAGCAACGCAGCUUAAGGAAAACGAGACAGUCGACCGUAAACAUGACUUAUCAGGAGCAAGCGAAUGAGCAGGCCCUCGCCGAGGCUGCUCAAGCUGCACUACAGCGCAGUGGGAAGUCAUGGUAG